This is a messenger RNA of Zingiber officinale, 1318 nucleotides long. Its product is annotated as UDP-arabinopyranose mutase 1-like. Gene Ontology annotation, cellular component: cytosol; Golgi apparatus. Gene Ontology annotation, molecular function: UDP-arabinopyranose mutase activity. Gene Ontology annotation, biological process: UDP-L-arabinose metabolic process; plant-type cell wall biogenesis. The coding region runs from base 16 to 1212 and encodes 398 amino acids. The record is from RefSeq and is a predicted model, not a curated record. NCBI's taxonomy places the organism in Eukaryota, Viridiplantae, Streptophyta, Magnoliopsida, Zingiberales, Zingiberaceae. The transcript has 4 exons.
CUACUCUCUGCUUAUAUGUGGGUGCUUUGCCUUCUACUCCCUUCGUCGUCAAAGGUCAACAGCUGCCCCUUUCUUCCUUGUUCGGUUUGGGCGGACUGCGGCGGAGGAGGAAUGACGAACUCUUCGGCGGGGUCGGCGGCGGUGCCAAGCACGCCAUUGCUGAAGGACGAACUCGACAUCGUGAUCCCGACGAUCCGGAACCUGGAUUUCCUUGAGAUGUGGCGGCCCUUCUUCCAGCCCUACCACCUCAUCAUCGUGCAGGACGGAGACCCCAACAAGACGAUCAAUGUACCCGAAGGAUUCGACUACGAGCUCUACAACCGCAACGACAUCAACCGCAUCCUCGGCCCUAAGGCCAAUUGCAUCUCCUUCAAGGACUCCGCGUGCCGCUGCUUCGGAUACAUGGUCUCCAAGAAGAAGUAUAUCUACACCAUCGAUGAUGACUGCUUCGUUGCUAAAGAUCCAUCUGGCAAAGAUAUCAAUGCCCUUAAGCAGCACAUUGAGAAUCUUCUCACCCCUUCUACUCCCCACUUCUUCAACACCUUGUAUGAUCCUUAUCGUGAAGGUGCAGACUUUGUCCGUGGAUAUCCUUUCAGCCUUCGAGAAGGCACUUCAACUGCUGUUUCUCAUGGCCUCUGGCUCAACAUCCCUGACUAUGAUGCCCCCACCCAACUUGUGAAGCCCCUUGAGAGGAACCAAAGGUAUGUUGAUGCAGUUCUAACAAUACCAAAGGGAACUUUGUUCCCUAUGUGCGGAAUGAACUUGGCCUUCAACCGUGAACUUAUAGGGCCUGCUAUGUACUUUGGACUUAUGGGAGAUGGCCAACCUAUUGGACGAUACGACGAUAUGUGGGCUGGGUGGUGUGUCAAGGUAAUCUGUGAUCACCUGGGAUUGGGAGUUAAAACAGGAUUACCUUACAUCUGGCACAGCAAGGCCAGCAACCCUUUUGUGAACCUGAAAAAGGAGUACAAGGGAAUCUUCUGGCAAGAAGAGAUCAUCCCCUUCUUCCAGUCUGCUGUUAUUUCCAAGGACUCGACAACUGUGCAAAAAUGUUACAUUGAGCUGUCGAAGCAAGUAAGGGAGAAGCUGGGGAAGAUCGAUCCCUACUUCAACAAGCUUGCAGAUGGCAUGGUCACGUGGAUUGAAGCUUGGGAUGAGCUCAAUCCGCCCAAAUUGGUUGUUGAAGUGACCAAUGGCCCAGCCAAAGCAUAGUUAGGGCAACUGCAGUUUCUAUUUCUUUCUUCUCCCACGUGUUUUGUGGUUGAUGCUCUUGAACAUGCUUUAUCUUACCUUCAAUUUACUCUUCUUUUUCUUUUUU